AUGGCUGCAGGAUCGCCUAAUGCGGAGCCCGAAGCUGGCCACGGCGGCGCGAAAUCACACCCUACCUUGUUCCAUGCCUUGUAUAUCGGUGAAGAGGGUAUCUCGGAGAUCAUUGAACAGGCCUUCGAGGUCACGGAUCCGGAGUCCCGGGAAUUGCUGGCACUUGGCCAAUCCGAAAGAGCAGAGGCAGCCAAGAGGAUAUUACAGCCAUCGGACGUUUUCUCAAGCGACAUGCGAGUAUUGAAUGUUCCCGCAGGAGCUGCAUUGUGGGAAGAAUUCCGCCGUACGUUUCCCAAAGAUACGGUCGAUGAAUCAAUCUAUUGA
This is a messenger RNA of Letharia lupina, 324 nucleotides long. RefSeq lists its product as uncharacterized. Lineage: Eukaryota; Fungi; Ascomycota; Lecanoromycetes; Lecanorales; Parmeliaceae. The transcript has 2 exons. The coding region runs from base 1 to 324 and encodes 107 amino acids. The record is from RefSeq and is a predicted model, not a curated record.